AUGGCUUCCUUCUCCGACGACAUGUCCAUCGAGGACAUCAUCGACGAGCUUGAUCUGAACAAAGCCCUUCUCGAAAGCCUCAUCGAAACCCGCCCUGACGAGCUAGAGGAAAGAGAAGAGCUCCAAGCGACAGUGAUGGAUCUCGAAAGAAAGUUGGCUGAGCGUCGAGGGGUGCCAUACAAUCCUCCUGGUACACACCCGUCAGACUCCAGAUCUCGAGGUACAUUUCAAUAUGAUGGGGCAGGAUCGCCUCAAGAGUCAGGAGUCCACAAAGGCCACGACGAUGAUGGUGCCACAUUCUCUUUACCGCAUCGUGAUACCCCUCAGCGCAAGCGCAAUCUUAAUCCCUCUGAUAUUGGCGACUAUUCUGGUUCUCCAGUUUCCAAGCGAGCUCGCUCCCGCCACUCGAGGUCUCCAGCUCUAACUGGCCCCUCCGGUUCCAGCUCGUCGAGACACGAUUACGAACCCCUCAAUGACUACUUUCAAGACGAUGACAUAGACUUCCGGGAGGGACAAUACGAGGCGGAAAAAUGGCUGGAAGAGCGUCGUCUACAGGAACUUAAGGACGAAGAAUUUGCUAGACGUCUUCAAGAAUCGUUUGAAGAGGAGCUCUCGUACGUGCCCUCCAAGCAAGCAGAGCCUUUUCAGCCUUCUCAGCCAGAGCCAUACAACGCAUAUUUCUCCAGCAGUACGAAUCCUGUCAAGCCAGAGUACAGUGCGAAUCCUCUCAAGCCACUGUUGAACACGCAGUCUCCAUUCAUGCAGAAACCAACGGCACCAUCGUCUUCUCGCGAUCAGCCAGCCUUUGGUACGACAGGUUUCGGCCAUCCCUCCUCUUUCCAGUAUCCUUCUAAUGGACCUUCAUUCGGUUUUCCAUCCCAACAACCUCAAUACCCAACACUGGGAGCUCCAUCUGGCUAUCAGGUCAUUGAUAGCAGUGAUGAAGAUGAGGAUUUUGCUGAAAUUGGGGCUGAUGAUUUCUAUGGGAACGGCCGGGUUCCGAUUUUGACUAGCAAGAAGACCAAAACAAGCAUGGGGACCGGUGUUGGUAGAUAUGGCUCAGAAAUGUUGAACCGGAAUUCCGCGCUAGACUACUCGCCCAUCGGUCGCUCUCCUAAGACAUGGAUGCAAAAUAUGAUUGAAAUGCCUGCUGUACCGCCAUGGAUGAACGUUGAGGACGAAACCGUUGACGGCAAGCAGGCAAACCAGGAACUCAAGUCCUUAUUAGAGGGUCUCCGGCCUGAUUUCGAUAUAACCCGAGAGACGACACCUGAACAAUUGAACUUUCCGCUCUUUGAACAUCAGAAGCUAGGGCUGGCGUGGAUGAAAGCCAUGGAGGAAGGCCAAAACAAGGGUGGCAUUCUGGCUGAUGACAUGGGUCUCGGAAAAACCGUGCAGGCUUUGUCGUUGGUCGUCGCUCGACCAUCCACGGAUCCAUCACGAAAGACUACACUGAUCAUUGCGCCUGUAGCCUUGAUGCAGCAAUGGAAACGAGAAAUAGAGAGGCUAAUCAAGCCAGAACACAAACUCAGCGUUUUCAUUCUUCACGGUGAAAAGCGCAAGACUGGUUUCGAUAAGCUGAAACGCUACGAUGUGGUCUUGACUACAUUUGGUAGCAUGGGUACCGAACUAAAGAAGAGGGAGCAGUUCGAUGAUAUGAGGCGAUUCGCACAGAACAAUAACAAUCUGGUUGCAGAAGCCCGCGGUCUUCCACUUCUUGGGCCUGAUAGCACAUGGUACCGUGUUAUUAUUGACGAGGCACAGUGUAUCAAGAAUCGAAACACAAGGGCUGCCCUUGCUUGUUGCUCUCUUAACGCUACUUAUAGAUGGUGUAUGAGUGGCACCCCCAUGAUGAACGGUGUCCAUGAGCUACAUUCACUUCUUCGAUUCUUGAGGAUUGGACCAUACAACAGUUUGUCACUGUUCAGCUCGACUUUUACACGACCUCUGAAAGGCUCAAGCAAAGCAGAUCGAGAAAAGGCUCUGGUACAACUCCGCGUUGUGCUCAAAGCUAUUCUCCUUCGCCGGACGAAAUUCUCCAAGUUAGACGGCAAACCUCUUAUUCAGCUGCCACCACGCACAACUGAAAAAAUUCAUGCAGUCUUUAGUGAGGACGAACAGCAGCUGUACGACUCCUUAGAAAGCAAGACGCAGAUCCAGUUCAACAAGUAUCUCAAGGCGAACUCUAUUGGGAAGAACUAUUCCAGCAUUCUUGUGCUAUUGCUUCGCCUGCGCCAAGCUUGUUGCCACCCUCAUCUGAUCCGAGAUUUGAGCGUGGAUAUCUCCGGCAUUACAGAGCAGGCUGACUUUACUGAGAAUGCGAAGCACUUCAGUCCUGAUGUCGUGCGACGUCUCAGAGAGGAUCCGCCUCUUGAAUGUCCUGUCUGCAUCGAUGCCGUCCAGAAUGCAGUCGUUUUCUUUCCUUGCGGUCACGCUACUUGUGCUGAAUGCUUUGCUAGGAUAUCAGAUCCUGCUCUCGCCGUCCAGCAAGGAGUAGACGGAUCGACCGACGCCAAAUGUCCCAAUUGUCGCGGCAAGGUUGAUCCUAAAAAGGUCACGGAUUAUUCUUCCUUCAGGAAAGUUCAUUUCCCCGAACUAGCCAUUGAUGGCGAAGAGCUUCCAGAAAUUGCUGCUAGUCCGGAAGACUCUGACUCUGAUUCGAAUGACGACAGCGACGAUGAAGACGACGAUGAAGAUGAUGAUGAGGACUCCGACCUUGACGGUUUCAUUGUUCCUGAUAAUUACGACGAAGAUGAUAAUUGUGACGAUGACAACAAGGUCUCAAAGAAGAAGCACGAUGACUCUGACUACAAGCCUAAAUCGAAGAGCAAGCCGAAGCCGAAAGUGUCCAAAGCCAAGGGCAAAGGCAAGAGCAAGGAAAAGAAGAAAAAGACCCUCGCUGUCCUCCGCCGCGAAGGUCAACGCAACGCAUCUGCCAAACGCAAAUACUUCAAACGCCUGGAAAAGAACUGGAUGACAAGCGCCAAGAUCGAAAAGGCCGUCGAAAUUUUGGAAGAAAUCAAGGGUUCUGGAAAAGGCGAAAAGACUAUCAUCUUCAGCCAGUUUACGUCGUUGUUGGAUCUGCUGGAAGUUCCCAUUAAUCGUCGCGGAUGGAAAUAUCGCCGUUAUGAUGGUAGCAUGAAUCCUCGCGAUCGUAAUGAGUCCGUCCUCGAGUUUUCGGAUAAACCAGACUGCGAUAUUAUGCUCGUCUCCUUGAAGGCUGGUAACGCCGGCCUCAAUCUAGUCGCGGCUUCGCAAGUUAUCAUCUUCGAUCCCUUUUGGAAUCCCUACAUUGAAGAGCAAGCCAUCGAUCGCGCGCAUCGACUCGGCCAAAUCCGUCCCGUGCAGGUGCACAGGAUCCUAGUUGAGAAUACGGUCGAAGAUCGCAUACUAGAGUUGCAGGAUAAGAAGAGGGAGGUCAUUGAGGGCGCGCUAGAUGAGCAUGCGGCGAGUCAGAUUAGUAGAUUGGGGGUUAGAGAGCUGAAGUUUCUUUUCAAUGUGCAAUAG
Talaromyces amestolkiae is the source of this 3507-nucleotide messenger RNA. RefSeq lists its product as uncharacterized. The transcript has 4 exons. Bases 1 to 3507 code for a protein of 1168 amino acids. Lineage: Eukaryota; Fungi; Ascomycota; Eurotiomycetes; Eurotiales; Trichocomaceae. The record is from RefSeq and is a predicted model, not a curated record. Gene Ontology annotation, cellular component: cytoplasm. Gene Ontology annotation, molecular function: ATP-dependent chromatin remodeler activity; ATP binding.